UUUGUUUAUCUUUUCUCAUUACACUCUCUAAUCUGUUAUCUAGUAGAACCAAAAGAAUGCAAACCAUGAUGCUAAUACAGUAAUUUUACUGUUUUCUCAAGUCACGGGACCAUUGUCAUUCCUAUAUAAGCUGAGCUCAUGCAGAAGCUACAUUCAACAGUCACUCUCUCCUGCUCUCUAUAAACUUUUAAGAGAAGGUAAUACUAGCAAAAGUGACAAAGGUACGCUAAUUCAAUCAAGCAUUUCUAAGUUGAUAUGGAGAAGGAAAAUCUGGAGGAGUUGCAGAGAAGAUGCUCUCUUUUUAAAGAAAUAUCUCAACUAUAUGAAGCAAAUUAUGAAGAAAAGAAGAAGGUGCAAGAUUUGAAGCAGCGGCUUGAAGAAGUGGAAAAUGAACAGAAGCUGAAGAAAAAGAACAAGACAGUUCUCAAAGAAUCGAGUGAUUCAGAGGAAGAAGAGGCUGAAGCUGAGGAAGAAGAUGAGCCAGAAGCUGAGGAAGAAGAGCCUGAAGCUGAGGAAGAAGAUGAGCCUGAAGCUGAGGAAGAAGAGCCUGAAGCUGACAAAGAGCUUGUGGAGGCUCUUAUUGCAAAUGAGAGAAAGAUCAAGGAUGAGCUGAGUGAACUGAGGAGGCUCUUUAUUAAUCACUUCAAAAAUGCGUCAACUUCUUCUGGUCCUUUUGGUGUGAAGAGAAUGGGAGAACUAAACUCUGAACCAUUCACUGAAGCAAUGGAAUCGCGCAAGGACAACCACUAUGAAGCUAUGCAGAAAUGCACAUUAUGGAGCAAAUAUAUUAGAGAUCCACACUGGCACCCUUUCAAAGUUGUCAACAUCCGAGGGAAACCUACGGAAGUUGUUGAUGGGGAGGAUAAGAAGCUGAAAGGACUGAAAAAGGAGCUGGGUGAAAAUGUUUAUGAGGCUGUUAAAGCUGCCUUAGUUGAGAUGAAUGAGUAUAAUCCUAGUGGCCGUUUUCCCGUACCAGAGCUAUGGAAUUUGGAAGAAGAUAGGAAAGCAAGUUUGAAGGAUGUGAUUGAGUUUAUUCUGGAUGGUUGGACUCCUAACAAACGCCUUAGGAGAAGGUGAAGUUGAUAUCAUUGCUUCUGUAAUCUGUGUGUGGAAAUAUAGUAUUGUGUGUGCUCUUUUGAAACUUUAUCGGUAACAUGAUAAUUCUGUCAAUGGUCAAUGCUUCGGUCUGACCAUUUUCAUGUGAAUAUAUGUAUUUUGGGAAGUACCCUUUAUGUUCUUUAUGCUUUUGUUUUGUAAUCGUAGUCUUACCAGACUAUAGACCGACUGGUCAUAUUAUGCGUUCUCAAGUAAAAUGGACUUUGACAUGACUUUUA
This is a messenger RNA of Humulus lupulus (European hop), 1334 nucleotides long. RefSeq names its product factor of DNA methylation 2-like. Lineage: Eukaryota; Viridiplantae; Streptophyta; Magnoliopsida; Rosales; Cannabaceae. The transcript is spliced from 7 exons. The record is from RefSeq and is a predicted model, not a curated record. The coding region runs from base 256 to 1077 and encodes 273 amino acids. Gene Ontology annotation, biological process: gene silencing by siRNA-directed DNA methylation.